Messenger RNA from Carica papaya (papaya), 1393 nucleotides. Lineage: Eukaryota; Viridiplantae; Streptophyta; Magnoliopsida; Brassicales; Caricaceae. The record is from RefSeq and is a predicted model, not a curated record.
ACAAAAAAUGGACAUGACAGUCUCCAUCAAGAAUCACUACACGGUGAAACCAGCAACUCAAACAUGGAGGGGACGAAUCCCAUUGACAGAAUUGGAUCAAGUCGGCAUCAUCUCUCAUGUCCCCAUUAUUUACUUCUACAAGCUUUCCUCCCCAGACUCCAUCAUCAACAUCCUCAGAGGUUCGCUAAGUCAAAUCCUUGUCCCGUUUUACCCAUUAGCCGGCCGCUUAUGCUUGCUCGGCAGAGGUCGAAUGGAGCUCGACUGCAACUCCGAUGGCGCCUUGCUCGUCGAUGCCGAGUCUAAACUCAGACUCGACUUCUCAGUUCCUGACUUUUCAUCUCUAUCCCGAUCACUCGCUCCCCACCUUCUUCCCCGCAUAGAUUACCGUCGUGUCCCUCUUCCAGAAAUCCCGAUAUUACUCGUGCAGCACACUAAAUUCAACUGCGGUGCCAUCAGCGUUGCAGUCGGGAUUUCUCACACCGUCGCCGACGGCCGGAGUGUCUUCCAUUUUAUCUCCGAAUGGGCCAGAGUUACUCGCGGGGAGCCGGUCCGUGUUAUGCCGCGGUUUAAUGAUGCAGAAAUUCUUCGAAUUAUCAAUCCGUAUGAUUCAGAUCCAUGGCAAGACCCUGAUAAAAAUUUCUCCUCUGACCCACCUAUAUUGCUUUUCGACCCGGAUAGUACCCAUUCCUCCAUUGAUAAAACAACCGAAGCAACCAUGAUUCUGACAAAAAACAAAGUAGCCAAUCUCAAAAUCAUGGCUAAUUCUGACUCUAAUCUCAACUUCAGCCGAUACGAGAGCAUCGCAGCCCACAUCUGGCGUUGCGCGUGCAAAGCUCGUUUCCAAAAACCAGAUGACCCAACAGGGUUAGCCGUCUGUAUUGACAUCCGCAACCGUCUACGGCAGCCGGCGCUGCCACAAUCCUACUUCGGCAACGCGGCUUUCGACUUCGUCGUAAAGAGCACCGUCGGCGAGAUAAUCUCAAACCCAUUAACCUUCGCGACGAGUAAAAUCAGGGAGACGGUAAAAAAGGUGACGAAUGAGUAUGUGAGGUAUGCCAUAGGAUAUUUGAAAAACCAACCGGAUCUGACGAUGUUUCAAGACAGUCUUAAGGCUCUGAAGCGCAGCGACAUUGUUGGGGUGUUGAGUUGGUUGACAUUUCCAUCUCAUGAUUUUGAUUUUGUGUGGGGGAAGGUGGAGUUUGCGGAGCCUGGAGAUCGGGAUUUUGAUGGCGACUGUGUUAUUCUUCCAGGUCCUGAGAAUGAUGAAUCCAUAGUUGUUAGAGUGAGGUUGCAGGUGACUCAUAUGGAAGCUUUUAAAAAAUACUUCCAUGAAGAUAUACAUGCAGCAGCUUACGCUGAUCGAACAGGUUUCAAAAAGCGUUCUUCUCUUUAG